GUGCCUCUAGGGCGGAGAGUGACGGGAAGCUGUCUGUGCCCGAGGAGUCACUUUUUAGGAGCUGGUUUUGUUGCAUUGCACAAACCUGGGUGCAAACCCCAAGCUCACUAGCGUGAGUCAGCGGGGCAGGCGGCGGCGGGAGAGGGAAAGGUGGGCGAAGGGGACGCCGCACACCCCGAGGCCUGCAACGGCGGUGGGAGGACCCGGGGGGAGACUCUGGGACACCCCUAGCGGCGGCCCCCUACCCAGCCCGACAGGUGAGCGCUGGCCGGCCACGGGGCGGAGCCCGCCGUACCCAACAGCCACCCUCCGGGCGCCACCACCACAGAGCAGAGUCUAUCUGGGUGCUGGCACCCAACCAUUGCUUUGCCAAUGAAGUACAUCCUGGUCACUGGUGGGGUCAUCUCAAGCAUUGGGAAAGGGAUCAUCGCGAGCAGCAUUGGGACAAUUCUAAAAUCAUGGGGACUCCGAGUUACGGCCAUCAAAAUCGACCCCUACAUCAACAUUGAUGCGGGCACUUUUUCACCUUAUGAGCACGGUGAAGUGUUUGUCUUAAAUGAUGGUGGAGAAGUUGAUUUAGACCUUGGAAAUUAUGAAAGGUUCUUGGAUAUUAAUCUUUAUAAGGACAACAACAUCACCACUGGGAAGAUAUAUCAGCAUGUAAUAAAUAAGGAGAGGCGUGGUGACUACCUGGGCAAAACGGUACAAGUUGUCCCUCACAUUACUGAUGCUGUGCAGGAGUGGGUUAUGAAUCAAGCCAUGGUGCCUGUGGACGGUCACAAGGAGGAGCCCCAGAUAUGUGUUAUUGAGCUGGGUGGCACCAUCGGAGACAUCGAAGGAAUGCCGUUUGUGGAAGCAUUCAGACAAUUUCAGUUUAAAGCAAAAAGAGAGAAUUUCUGUAACAUCCAUGUUAGCCUUGUCCCACAGCCCAGUGCUACCGGAGAACAAAAAACCAAACCCACGCAAAACAGUGUUCGUGCGCUGAGAGGGUUGGGUCUGUCUCCUGAUCUGAUUGUCUGCCGGAGUUCAACGCCCAUCGAAAUGGCUGUGAAGGAAAAGAUUUCUAUGUUUUGUCAUGUGAACCCUGAACAGGUUAUAUGUAUCCAUGAUGUUUCUUCCACAUACCGAGUGCCUGUGCUUUUGGAGGAACAAGGCAUUGUUAAAUAUUUUAAAGAGAGAUUGAAUUUGCCUAUUGGUGAUUCUGCAAAUAAUUUGCUUUUCAAGUGGAGAAAUAUGGCCGACAGGUAUGAAAGGUUACAGAAAACAUGCUCCAUAGCCCUGGUUGGCAAAUACACCAAGCUGAGGGACUGCUAUGCCUCUGUUUUCAAAGCCCUGGAACACUCAGCCUUGGCCAUCAACCACAAGUUGAAUCUGAUGUACAUAGACUCCAUUGAUCUGGAGCACACCACUGAAACUGAGGACCCUGUGAAAUUCCACGAAGCGUGGCAGAAGCUAUGCAAGGCUGACGGCGUUCUGGUGCCAGGAGGCUUUGGAAUCAGAGGAACGUUGGGAAAACUCCAGGCGAUUUCUUGGGCGAGGGCAAAGAAGAUUCCUUUUCUGGGAGUUUGCCUUGGGAUGCAACUAGCAGUGAUAGAGUUUGCGAGGAACUGCCUUAACUUGAAAGAUGCAGAUUCCACAGAAUUUGAGCCAAAUGCCCGUGUGCCUCUGGUGAUUGAUAUGCCGGAACACAACCCUGGCAAUUUGGGAGGAACAAUGAGGCUGGGAAUAAGAAGAACGGUUUUCAAAACGGAAAAUUCAAUAUUAAGGAAACUGUAUGGCGAUGUUCCUUUUGUGGAAGAAAGACACAGACAUCGAUACGAGGUGAACCCUAAGCUGAUCAAUCAGUUCGAGCAGAGUGACUUAAGUUUUGUGGGUCAGGAUGUUGACGGGGAGAGGAUGGAAAUCAUUGAACUGGCAAAUCACCCCUAUUUUGUUGGUGUCCAAUUCCAUCCUGAGUUUUCUUCUAGGCCGAUGAAGCCUUCCCCUCCAUACCUGGGACUCUUACUCGCAGCAACUGGGAACCUGAAUGCCUUCCUCCAACAGGGGUGCAAACUGUCCUCCAGUGAUAGAUACAGCGAUGCCAGUGAUGACAGCUUUUCAGAGCCCAGGAUAGCGGAGUUGGAAAUAAGCUGAAAGUAAAACAUGACUCGGAAUGACAGGCACUGCCUGAGAAGGCUCUGAAGUAAGGGAAAACAAGAUAAGGCAACGAUCUGAAGAAAUCACCAAACUGUGCCCCACCAAACGUGGGGUGAAAGCCUCAAAGGGAAUGUAAUAAUACGUACUUUCAUGAACCAGAACCAAAGGGGUCCUUUCCUUCUUUUCUGCAGAAGCAGCCUUGGGGGGGUCUCACAGAUUUCUGUAGCCUAUUAAACUUUUUCCAACAACCUCACUGGGGAGAAAGCGUAUUCUUGUUUUGUCUGGUGUAUCCUGACGUCAGGUGGUGAGCAAGAAUCCAGGAACUGAGAUUCCAGGAACUGAGAGGGAAGGCUUCACUGUGCUGUAUGGGAGGGGUGGCAGGGCACACGUAAUAACUAAUUUUGAGUCAAAAAUGAGUCAUCCUGUUACCUGGAACUCAACCACACACUUGGGUGCAGCCCAAGCUGUUUAAAAAUUCACACCUUGUUUAUUUCUAGUUAAAAGGCAGUUUAAACAGCUCCGAGACUAGGGGUGGCAAGUAAAGCCCUUGCUCAGGCACAGAAUUUAAGGGGGGCAUAAAAACACUCAGGAAUCAAGAUCAGUGCAUCUAUAUUUUUUAAUGGAGGUGAAAUUCACGUAACAUAGAAUUAGCCAUUUUGAGGCAAACAAUUCAGUGGCAUGAGGUAUGUCCACAAUGUUGUACAACCGCCACCUUUAUCUACUUCUCAAACAUUU
Molecule: messenger RNA, 2871 nt
Organism: Phyllostomus discolor (pale spear-nosed bat)
Lineage: Eukaryota; Metazoa; Chordata; Mammalia; Chiroptera; Phyllostomidae
Gene: CTPS2
Product: CTP synthase 2
Exons: 19
Coding region: 373-2133 (586 amino acids)
Biological process (GO): CTP biosynthetic process; pyrimidine nucleobase biosynthetic process
Cellular component (GO): cytoophidium; cytoplasm
Molecular function (GO): CTP synthase activity; identical protein binding
Source: RefSeq, a predicted model, not a curated record